AAUUUGGACCUCCUUCGCACUGGCUGGUGGCUUCAUCUCGAUCACAGCUCUCACCUUCUCGGGAUUCACCUAUAUUCCUCGCUUUGGUUUCAUCUUGCUAUCGGUUCAAGCCCACCUCCCCCAGCUGAAGCCACCGGCAUGCAACAUGUUGACGGACGGGGACCAAUGCAAGGAAGCCGAUGGUGUGAAGGCCUUCAUAUUUUUCGUUGCGCUUUAUCUAGUGGCCUUGGGGAGUGGGUGUGUGAAGCCCAACAUGAUAGCCCACGGGGCCGAUCAGUUCAACCAAGACCAGCCCAAGGAGUCCAAGAAGCUCUCAAGAUACUUUAAUGCGGCCUAUUUCGCCUUCUCCACGGGUGAGCUUAUUGCGUUGACCGUGCUCGUUUAUGUCCAAACGCAUUCCGGAAUGGACAUCGGGUUUGGGGUCUCGGCCGCCGCUAUGGCGAUGGGGCUCAUUAGCUUAAUAUGUGGUACACUUCUUUAUAGGAACAAGCCUCCUCGAGGCAGCAUCUUGACUCCUCUUGUACAAGUGGUUGUGGCUGCAAUUGCAAAGAGAAAUCAAGUUUGUCCAUCCGAUCCUCGGAUGCUUAAUGGAUAUAAUACCGAUGAAACAACUUCCGAGCUUCAACUCACUCAUAGAUUUAGAAUCCUGAACAAGGCCUGUAUCAAGACCGCGGUCGAGAGCCCUUGGACACUUUGCACCAUGGCCCAAGUCGAGCAAGUGAAGAUACUCAUCUUGAUCAUGCCCAUAUUCGCUUGCACGAUCGUGUUCAACACCAUACUGGCUCAACUCCAGACCUUCUCAGUCCAACAAGGCAGCUCCAUGGACACACGCGUCACCAAGUCCUUCCACAUCCCCCCGGCCUCCCUCCAGGCCAUCCCUUACCUCAUGCUCAUCUUCAUCGUCCCGUUGUACGACACCUUCUUUGUCCCCUUUGCCCGCCGCAUCACGGGCCAUGACUCCGGUUUGCCCCCACUUCACCGGAUUGGUGCCGGCCUCAUCCUGGCCACCUUCUCCAUGGUAUCCGCGGCCCUUAUGGAGAACAAGAGGCGUCAGGCGGCCGUGCGGUCGAACGAGACGAUUUCAAUAUUCUGGAUCACGCCUCAAUUUUUGAUAUUCGGGGUUUCCGAGAUGUUUACUGCGGUCGGGUUGAUCGAGUUUUUCUACAAGCAGUCGUUGAGGGGCAUGCAAGCAUUCCUGACAGCUAUCACCUACUGCUCAUACUCGUUCGGGUUCUAUCUGAGUUCAGUACUCGUGUCAGUCGUGAACAGAGUCACCGGCUCAUCGUCACAGAAGGGGUGGUUGAGUGAUAAUAACUUGAAUAAGGACAGACUGGAUCUGUUCUAUUGGAUGUUGGCGAUUUUGAGCUUCGCGAAUUUCGUUAACUAUAUAUUCUGGGCGAGGUGGUACUUGCGCAAUCGAUCUCAGUCGAAUACUACGGAUGGUACUAAGGUUCGGGGAGACGAGAAUAUAUAG
Molecule: messenger RNA, 1474 nt
Organism: Striga hermonthica
Lineage: Eukaryota; Viridiplantae; Streptophyta; Magnoliopsida; Lamiales; Orobanchaceae
Source: the annotation of a GenBank genome assembly